GGCAAGCAGAUGUGGUCCCCCAAGGGUAACGUGGUACCAUUGAAGUCUAGGUCGGCUGCAGUGCUAGUUGGUCAGGUGCGCUGACUAAUCUACUAAACUGACCAGGCAAGGACCACGCUUGGGGUUGAGCUGUAACUGUCCAGGUAGUCAAUGCGAAAACGGAACAUACAGUAUGGGUUUUUAAGGACUGGAGGGACCGUGGAUUUAACCGAAUAGACGACCAAUAGCCUAUAAUCGUGGCUUUUUGUGGGUCGUUAACGCACAACUGUCCAUUGACAGAACACACGGAUCACAUUUAUCACGGGUCGAUUUGCAAGCGGCUAAGGAAGGCGUCAGACAGUGGCAGAAGCUACAAGAGUGGAUACCAUUUGUAGUUACUGUAUGCUCCGGGGAUGAACGAUAUUUGCUCUCUGCUGGCGGUGUUGGCUCAACAGAUUCUGAGCAUUUCACUGAACAGGCUGCCAAUUUUUCCGUGAAAGUGACAAUACAGUUGCUGCUUGUAAUCCACUUGCUGCAUUCUGAUUAGCACCCUUAUGUCGGAGGCCGGAGAGAUGGGCCGCAAGCUGGACUUGUCGGGGCUGUCGGAGGCGGAGGCUCAGCACGUGCUGCAGGUGGUGCAGAGGGACAUGAAGCUGAGGGAGAAGGAGGAGGCGCGCCUCAGUGAGAUGAAGCAGGAGCUGGACGCGGAGGGCAGCCGGUGCACGCUGCUGUCUCGGCAGCACAGGUUUAACGAGCGCUGCUGCAUCCGCUGCUGUGCGCCCUUCACCUUCCUGCUCAACCCCAAGCGGCCCUGCCUGGACUGCCAGUACAACGUGUGCAAGUGCUGCUGCACCUACAGCCGGAGGGACAAAGCCUGGCUCUGCUCCGCCUGCCAGAAGAGCAGGCUGCUGAAGACCCAGUCCCUGGAGUGGUACUAUAAUAAUGUGCGUCGACGCUUCAAGAGGUUCGGGAGUGCCAAGGUGCUGAAGACGCUGUACAGGAAGCAUGCAGCAGAGCAAGGAAACCUGACAGAACUAACAGAGGAGAGCACAUACGCGGAGAGCACUGGCAAUGAGGGCAGUGUGUGUGACAGUGACUCAGCCUUCUACAAGCAGAUCGAAGAGCACAACAUGGCGGACACGAUCACUGUGGCGCUGCGGGUUGCAGAGGAGGCCAUAGACGAGGCCAUCACCAAGGCCGAGACGUACACGGACAGCCAAGAGAAACAGAGGGAGGCCCAGUACCUGCGUGAGAACCGAGAGGAGCUGAUCGAGGAACUGGCCACCACCAUUGUACAUAAAAUUAUCCGCAGGAGAAGAGAUCUCUCCGACAUGCAGCCGGAUUAUAAUCUGGAUUGGCCUCUUGAUGAGGACGGCGAGCUGCUGACGACCGUGCCGAGGCCCACAGCACCCUCAUCACCUCCACUAGCCUCAAGUCCUCCCUCUGGGGGACCAGUCAUAGGGGUCAGAGGUCAGACGCCUCAGAGCGGGAGGCUAAGCGGUCGUGGCUGCUGGCUCGUGGUGCUUAGCGGCAGCGUCGGGCGUCUGGAUCGGUCUCGUUCGGCCUUCUCCCUCCUCACUGACGGAACCGCAGACGCGUACCAGCAGGUGCAGAACAAAGAGGACGUCCCGGCUCAGCCGCCCCUCCACGGCCUGAAGAAGGAGGGCCUCCCCAUCCUGCCCACCUGGAAGAGUGUCGACCGGCUGGACAACUCUAUGCUGCAGAGUCCAGACGGGAACUGGAUCGCCCUGCAGAGCACACUGCUGUCGCGGCCCAGCCUGCUGGCCAAGCGCAAGAGCCUGGUGUUCAGCGUGCUGGAGAAGGAGUCCGGCGUCGUCUCCGCCUACGACGAGAUGGGCUCCGACACCGAGGUCGAGCCCGAGGGAGCCUUUGGCGCCGCCCUGCUGGAGUUCCGCCGCAAGAUGAAGUCGCGAGGGAGCGAUGUCGGCGUUGGCGACGGUGAUGGAGAUGGUGCGGAUGGUGCGGAUGGUGAUGGUGGAGGUAGCGCCGACCCUGACACGGCAGACUCGGACCUGGACGGCGCGCCGGUCAAGAAGGGCCUGGACGGCGCCAGGCUGCGCUACCACAAGCCCCUGCUGUCGCUGCUGAAGAAGAAGAAGGCGUCCGAGCGCCGGCGCACACCGCCCCGCAGGCCCAGCAUCAUCGACAUGAACUUUAAUCCCGAGGCGGCCGACAGCAGCGAGGCGGACGAGGCACAGGCCGAGACGCCCACACGCACUCGGCGACGGAGGAGGAGCCGGAGGGAACAUCUGGACGACAGCAACCAGCUGGAGCCGUACUCCUCCUCCGUGCCGGUGAGAGAGCCGCCGGCUCCAUACUCGGAGUGCAGCACCCUGGCCCUGGAUGACCUGGUGAGGAUGCGUAACAUGAUGAUGCAACAGGAGACCCCCGUCCUCCUCACCCCCGAGGACGACCUCACGUCGGACACGGCCACGCCGGACAUCCUGAGCUCUGGUAAACCAGGGGAAGAGGAGAGGGAGGGCUUAAACAUGGCCACCGUGAGCGGCAAAGUACCCGAGGACGCCGGCGCCAGAGGGCUCCGCGAAGAGAGCUCGUCGUCUGACCCGAAUCCGUACCCAUCUCCGGACGACGUUAACAAAGAUAGGUAUGGCCUUGAACUAGCGCACAACCUGCACUUAAUCUCCAAUCUGAUGCAGCAGAAGUACUCGGCUGCGUCGCUGCGCAGCGUCACCACGGAGAUGCUGCGAGUCCUGAACGCCACAGAGGACCUGAUCCAGGGGGCAGAGGGCAGCAUCGAGGAGCCAGUGAGGUCAGACAGGCGGACCUCAGCCAGCAUCUCCCCUGGCCAGAGCAGGAAACUGGACGAGCAGCUCAGCAAGCUGGAGGAGAAUGUGUAUGUGGCUGCAAGUACGGCAUAUGGCCUAGAGGGGGAGCUAAGUGAUCUGGAAGCGUGUGCACGCCGCAUCGGCCAGAGCACCAACGAGAGAGAGCUGGCCCACCUGGAGGACCAGGUGGCAUCGGCCGCAGCCCAGGUGCAGCAGUCUGAGCUCCAGGUCACUGACAUUGCUGCAAGAAUUGCAGCCUUGAAAACAGCAGGUCUGAAUGUUGCGCCGCAAACCCGCUUGUUCAAGCCUUUGAAGCCAACCAAGACACAAACCAUAGACACAUCAAGACAACAGAGGAGAAGACUGCCUGCACCUCCCACAAAGGAGAAAGAGACUACUGACAUUUGAAGCUGUCUGAAAUAUCCAGCUCGUCGACACAUUCUACCCAAAGUUCAAGACUGUCUGCACUCCUGUGCCUUGAAGCAGUGAAGCACUGGACAGAGGAGAGGAGUGAUAACUUUGCCAGACUGUUUCAUCUCGCCAGUGCAAUCUUUAACAAAUACUCUUCGCCUUAAAUCAAUAGCCAGGAUGUCAAUGACACUUGAACAGCUACUGGCAGCAUUGUAGACCAGUAACAUUGUGGACAGGUAAGAGCAGUUUGAAUAAGAAGAAGAUAAAGAAAAUGAAGAUGUUUUGUAUAGAAUGUUUAUAAUGUGCAGUUUUCUUUUUCAGAAAUAUAUUUUUAUUUCAGUGCAAUUUUAUUUACACCGUCUGAUAUUGCUGUGAUACUCUUUGAGUCCCAAGAUUAAACCUCUGAAUGAACCAACACUCAUGUCAGCCCAAGAAAAUGCAUCAGGUUUCUGUGAUUUAUCUGUAUGUGAUUUAUGAUCUGAGAAAAUAAGGUAAUCCUCUCUCUCUUGAUAUUGACUGAUGGUAAACAUCAUCUGAUGGUAAACAUUAAAUAGAUAUUUCAGAGCGUAUUUGUCAGUGUAUGUAAAUGCUGUGUGUUCAUGUAAAAAAACAAGUGUGAGUCCUCACUGUAGCUCUGAAUCAUUUUUUCCAGAGCUCACAGUUCUCUGAUUCUGAUCCUAGGUUACUACCCGUGAAGGUGAAAUGAUACUGCAAAGACUAAUUUAUUGUGACUGUAAGAUAAUAGAACUGAAUAAAUGUUGCAUUAUUUAAUAUUG
Alosa alosa (allis shad) is the source of this 3973-nucleotide messenger RNA. RefSeq names its product myosin VIIA and Rab interacting protein a (gene myripa). Gene Ontology annotation, molecular function: myosin binding; actin binding; small GTPase binding. Bases 534 to 3194 code for a protein of 886 amino acids. The record is from RefSeq and is a predicted model, not a curated record. Gene Ontology annotation, biological process: intracellular protein transport. Gene Ontology annotation, cellular component: cortical actin cytoskeleton. The transcript is spliced from 20 exons. Lineage: Eukaryota; Metazoa; Chordata; Actinopteri; Clupeiformes; Clupeidae.